Pyricularia oryzae 70-15 is the source of this 753-nucleotide messenger RNA. RefSeq lists its product as uncharacterized. The record is from RefSeq and is a predicted model, not a curated record. The transcript has 3 exons. Lineage: Eukaryota; Fungi; Ascomycota; Sordariomycetes; Magnaporthales; Pyriculariaceae. The coding region runs from base 127 to 480 and encodes 117 amino acids.
UAUCAUUUCACCUAUGGGUGGAUUAUCACGGCAUCUCUCAACAGUUCAACCCGCCAAUCCUAAACCAAUUUUUCCCGCCAAACCGAGCAAUCUGUCUACCAGUAACCAUCAAACCAACAAUCAGCAAUGGCACCCAAAGGCCCCUUUCGCCUCGUGACGGUCAACACAGCCCCCGAGCGCGCCAAGAAGCUAAUCGGGCGCAUGGUCGAGGCCCUCAAGGACCAGUACACGAUUGACUAUGUGGCCAAUUGCGAGACCAUCGCCGAGGUUGAGGAAAAAGUCAAGGCGGCCAAGCCAGAUGUGUUGUUUGCUGCAUCCAUGUGGUCGGCCGACGAGGCGGCACAGAUUGAACAGAUUGGGAGGUCGAUAGUGCCCGACGUCAAGUUCCACGCCAUCCCGCACGGCCUGCAGGUGGAAAGGGGACCCGACGCCAUCGUCGAGCACCUGUUGGAGAUGGUGCCGAAGCUGCUGGAUCAGUAGCGAAAGCGACCAGGAUCCAGCUUGCUUGAAAAUCGUGCAGGCGAGCCGGGUGCGGGGGGCUUUUUGGUGAUACGGUAUUACAGCACACUGAGUACAGCAAGAAAUGCAGCUUUAUUCUUUAUUUUCUUUUUACCCCGCAACUGCGCUAAAAACGCGACGUCAUUAGCGUGCGAGGAAAAAGACAGCGCCAAUUACUGUAGAUCUAGUUCAAGGGCCCAAUCGACCACCAAUUGGGUUGAUUGGGUUUUGCAUGAAUUUAACAUGUCAAUACCG